Molecule: messenger RNA, 735 nt
Organism: Exophiala bonariae
Lineage: Eukaryota; Fungi; Ascomycota; Eurotiomycetes; Chaetothyriales; Herpotrichiellaceae
Exons: 3
Coding region: 1-735 (244 amino acids)
Source: RefSeq, a predicted model, not a curated record
AUGCAUUUUACAAAACCAAUCAAGGGUCUUGUCCUUGCUCUGGCAAUCGCGCCUUUAUCCUCUGCAGUCCCUCAGGGUUUCCAGCAAGAUGGCAAUUACAAUGGGAUUGGUCGAGGCUAUCCCGCACCAAUCACCAAUUGCUAUACGGACGCUGUCACGAAGCAAACCCGAAGGCCAAGUACCAAAUGGUCAACUCGAACAACAUCUUGCACCUGGACAAGCACUACCGCACUUACUGUCACUACCACUCCAGUAACGACUUCCACAGUGACAAAGACUGAUACCAAAACCAGCACUGCACCUCCAACUAACACGACCACGACCACAACCACGACCACUUCGACGUCAACAAGUACUAGCACGACCACUACAACCACAACAAUUAGUACGUUCACAGUCGUUCCGACGUCAACGGGCUUCAUUCCCAUCGAAACCUCAGUUCCAGGUUCGACAACACAACGAACACCAACCAAGAGUAAGAAGCGAGCUCCAAGGUUCAAUCCCGAUGUCGAAUUUGCACGAGGAUACUCUCCUGCAAACCUUAAUUCAUCUAGAUCCGGAGCCAAACUAUUGCCAGCAGGUGAUGUCAAUUGCUAUGUGAAUGUUGGGAAAUGCGCCACAGCCACUGUCAAACUACUUCAACAAGCACGACCACGACCACCACCACCACCACCAGUACUUCGACGGAGACCUCGACAUCGUUUACUUCGACAAGUUAUGCAGCCUGGUGAGUGA